AUGGAUGUCCUGGCAUUAGAGGCGAAGGGGGUCAAGAGUGACGCUCCACCGCCUUCCAGCUCUAAGCCCAGACCUAAAGCACCCAAAAAACCUAAACGAAUCGUUUACUUCGAGGUGGAGAUUGUAGAUGCCAAAACAAAGGAGAAGCUGCUGCUCCUGGAUAAGGUUGAACCAUCUGCUACUAUUUUGGACAUAAAGUCAAUGUUCCACAAAUCAAAUCAGAGCUGGUAUCCAGCCAGACAGUCGCUGUGCCUGGACCCGAAGGGAAAGCCUUUGAAGGAUGAAGACGUCCUUCAGCAGCUUCCUGUGGGAACCACGGCUACCUUCUACUUCAGGGACCUGGGAGCCCAGAUCAGCUGGGGGACGGUGUUCCUGGCUGAAUGCGUCGGACCGCUCUUCAUCUACCUGAUGUUCUAUUUCAGACUGCCCUUCAUCUACGCCCCCAAGUAUGACUUCACAACUAGCAAACACUGGGUCGUGCAUAUAGCCUGUCUAUGUCACUCCUUCCAUUACGCCAAGAGGAUUCUGGAAACGUUGUUCGUGCAUCGCUUCUGCCAUGGCACCAUGCCGCUGCGCAACAUUUUCAAGAAUUGUUUGUAUUACUGGUUCUUUGCAGCCUGGAUGGCCUACUACAUAAACCAUCCGCUCUACACACCACCAUAUUACGGUGAGCAGCAAGUGAAGACGGCACUUGGGAUUUUUCUGUUUUGCCAGUUGGGGAACUUCUCGAUCCACGUCGUUCUGCGCAAUCUCAAACCUCCUGGUUCGAAGAUGAAGAAGAUCCCAUAUCCAACCAAGAAUCCUUUCACGUGGAUCUUCACAGUGGUUUCUUGCCCAAAUUACACCUAUGAGGCAGGCUCCUGGCUGGGCUUCACUGUGAUGACUCAGUGCGUUCCUGUCGCCUUCUUCACCGUCAUCGGCUUUGUGCAAAUGACCGUGUGGGCGAGAGGCAAACACCGCGGCUACCUGAAAGAGUUUAAGGAGUACCCAACCCUGCGUUCACCCAUUCUGCCCUUCAUCCUCUAGCCUUAAUGCACACACAUGCGUAUAUUUAUAUCUAUCUAAUAUAUAUAUA
This is a messenger RNA of Ictalurus furcatus (blue catfish), 1075 nucleotides long. It is a transcript of the gene tecra, whose product is annotated as trans-2,3-enoyl-CoA reductase a. Gene Ontology annotation, biological process: very long-chain fatty acid biosynthetic process. The record is from RefSeq and is a predicted model, not a curated record. The coding region runs from base 1 to 1026 and encodes 341 amino acids. The transcript is spliced from 11 exons. NCBI's taxonomy places the organism in Eukaryota, Metazoa, Chordata, Actinopteri, Siluriformes, Ictaluridae. Gene Ontology annotation, molecular function: oxidoreductase activity, acting on the CH-CH group of donors.